Messenger RNA from Gorilla gorilla gorilla (western lowland gorilla), 966 nucleotides. It is a transcript of the gene OR5V1, whose product is annotated as olfactory receptor family 5 subfamily V member 1. NCBI's taxonomy places the organism in Eukaryota, Metazoa, Chordata, Mammalia, Primates, Hominidae. Gene Ontology annotation, biological process: G protein-coupled receptor signaling pathway. The record is from RefSeq and is a predicted model, not a curated record. Gene Ontology annotation, molecular function: olfactory receptor activity; G protein-coupled receptor activity. Gene Ontology annotation, cellular component: membrane.
AUGGAAAGAAAGAAUCAAACAGCUAUAACUGAAUUCAUCAUCUUGGGAUUCUCCAACCUAAAUGAAUUGCAGUUUUUACUAUUCACCAUCUUCUUUCUGACUUAUUUCUGUACUUUGGGAGGAAAUAUAUUAAUUAUCUUGAUGACUGUGACUGAUCCACACCUGCAUACACCUAUGUAUUAUUUUCUAGGGAACUUGGCCUUUAUUGACAUCUGCUACACCACCAGCAAUGUCCCCCAAAUGAUGGUGCACCUCCUCUCAAAGAAAAAAAGCAUUUCUUAUGUGGGGUGUGUGGUUCAACUUUUUGCAUUUGUUUUCUUUGUAGGAUCAGAGUGUCUCCUACUGGCAGCAAUGGCAUAUGAUCGUUACAUUGCAAUCUGCAAUCCUUUAAGGUAUUCAGUUAUUCUGAACAAGGUUCUAUGCAAUCAGUUAGCAGCCUCAUGCUGGGCUGCUGGUUUCCUUAACUCAGUGGUGCAUACAGUGUUGACAUUCCACCUGCCCUUCUGUGGCAACAAUCAGAUUAAUUACUUCUUCUGUGACAUCCCCCCUUUGCUGAUCUUGUCCUGUGGAAACACUUCUGUCAAUGAGUUGGCACUGCUAUCCACUGGGGUCUUCAUUGGUUGGACUCCUUUCCUUUGUAUCAUACUUUCCUACAUUUGCAUAAUCUCCACCAUCUUGAGGAUCCACUCCUCAGAGGGAAGAUGAAAAGCCUUUUCUACAUGUGCCUCCCACCUGGCCAUUGUCUUCCUCUUUUAUGGCAGCGCCAUCUUUACAUAUGUACGGCCCAUCUCAACUUACUCAUUAAAGAAAGAUAGGUUGGUUUCAGUGUUGUACAGUGUUGUUACCCCCAUGCUAAACCCUAUAAUUUACACAUUGAGGAAUAAGGACAUCAAAGAAGCUGUCAAAACUAUAGGGAGCAAGUGGCAGCCACCAAUUUCCUCUUUGGAUAGUAAACUCACUUAUUGA